GGAGAACGAAGAGGAACAAAAAAAUAGAGAAGCAAAUCGGAGACGUUCGAGAAGAAGAAGAAGAAGAAGAUCGUAAAUAUGCCGGUCAUUGAUAUUAUCUUCAGAGUCGACGAGAUUUGCAAAAAAUACGACAAGUACGACGUCGACAAACACCGUGAGAUCGGCGCUUCCGGAGACGAUGCCUUCUCUCGCCUCUUUACUUCCAUCGAUUCCGACAUUGAAGCUGUUCUUCGUAAAGCGGAGAUGGCGUCAACGGAGAAGAAUAGAGCAGCCGCAGUGGCUAUGAAUGCUGAGGUUCGAAGGACAAAAGCGCGUUUAGCUGAAGAUGUUGUUAAGCUGCAGAAACUCGCUGUUAAAAAGAUUAAAGGGCUUACAAGAGAGGAACGAGAAUCGCGCUGUGAUCUAGUUAUCGCGUUAGCCGAUAGGCUUCAAGCAGUACCUGAUGGGAAUGAACAUGGAGCAAAACAAGCUAAUAAUGAGUGGGGAGGUGCUUCUGCACCUAACAAGAACAUCAAGUUUGAUAUGUCUGAGGAAGACAUGGAUGAUGGAUUUUUCCAGCAAACUGAAGAAUCUAGCCAGUUUCGACAAGAAUAUGAGAUGAGAAAAAAGAAACAAGAUGAAGGUCUUGAUGUCAUAUCUGAAGGUUUGGAUGUACUAAAGAACCUAGCGCGUGACAUGAAUGAGGAACUUGACAAGCAAGUCCCAUUGAUGGAAGAAAUGGAAACAAAGGUCGAUGGAGCAACUUCAGAUUUGAAGAACACCAAUGUUCGGCUCAAGAAACAGCUUGUGCAGAUGAGAUCUAGCCGCAACUUCUGCAUCGACAUUGUUCUUCUAUGUGUGAUCCUUGGAAUCGUCUCUUACAUUUACAAUGCUCUAAACUAAAACUUGGGGAUGUGCUACUCUGACAUCCUUCUGGCCUUUGUGAAGCUUUAUGGUAAGUUCUUAACUAAACUGAUAAAAGUUACUUUUCUUCCAAGACAAGAAAGCAAGAUAUUUCCU
Molecule: messenger RNA, 999 nt
Organism: Arabidopsis arenosa
Lineage: Eukaryota; Viridiplantae; Streptophyta; Magnoliopsida; Brassicales; Brassicaceae
Source: the annotation of a GenBank genome assembly